This is a messenger RNA of Fusarium coffeatum, 984 nucleotides long. RefSeq lists its product as uncharacterized. The record is from RefSeq and is a predicted model, not a curated record. Bases 1 to 984 code for a protein of 327 amino acids. The transcript has a single exon. NCBI's taxonomy places the organism in Eukaryota, Fungi, Ascomycota, Sordariomycetes, Hypocreales, Nectriaceae.
AUGACUUGGAACCAUCAUUCCCUGGGCGAAGCUCUCCCAAUUGGCGCAUCGCGACGAUCUUCGUCUGCUUCGGAAAGAUCGACACAGGCAUCCCUGGCAAAUGGACCUGCAUCUUCUCAAACUUCGAAUCACAACUCUGAAGAUGAACAGGAUGAAAGUGAUGAGGGCGGAAGUGAAUCUGGGUCGGAAGGCCCCAGAGUUCCAGCUUAUACUGUCCAAGAAUUGGUCGCCAUUAUCCUAGACUUUUACCAAUUCUUGACAACGCUUCACUUCAACCCUGAAGAUCUCAAAGUCGCUCCACCAGAGGGAUGGCCUAGUCUCACUCCUGAGCUCCUUUCAGGACUUGACAAGUCCGACAAAGUUAUCGAAUUCAUGCGUCACGCCCCCUACUUCAAACAGCGCGAUUGGCCAGUCGGUUUUCACUACAAGUCCCAACUGUGUGAUAUCCCCGAGUACACAGAAAAGGACAUCGCAGAGGAAAUGAGCUGGGGAGAGGACUACGACUUUGACUGGGACGAUGCUGAGCCCGACCAAAAGCAUUACAUUCGUCUCGCUGACGGCAUGGAAAGCGGAGCGCAUCUAUUGUGGCUCGAUGUCAAAGAUGGCAUGAUUGUCGACUAUGAGUUGAAAGGCGACAGCGAAGAUCCUGUGGAUAUUCAGGUGUACUUCAACCGUCUAAAAGACCAGUAUCGAAGAUUGGUUUUGGUUCCUGGGCCUCCCGGGAUAAUCACUGCCGACUGGGAGGAGAUCGACGAGGUUGAGGAUGAUGAGGUGAUUACCGAGGAGCAGUUUCUGGCGCAGGACGAGGAUAUUAGUCGUGAUGAGAAUGUUCCGUUUGCGAGGAAGUUGUAUCGUAGUUUUGGAUGGCCGGAUGCUUUCAGAAGAGAAGAGUGUUGGGCAGAGGUUGAAAGGUUGCAAGGUGCGAUGGAAGAGAUGGAGGAAGAUAUCUGGGAGGGAUCACCUUUGGGUACUCGGCGCACCUGA